Penaeus vannamei (Pacific white shrimp) is the source of this 597-nucleotide messenger RNA. RefSeq lists its product as uncharacterized. Gene Ontology annotation, biological process: proteasome assembly. Gene Ontology annotation, cellular component: nucleus; cytoplasm. Lineage: Eukaryota; Metazoa; Arthropoda; Malacostraca; Decapoda; Penaeidae. The record is from RefSeq and is a predicted model, not a curated record.
GCUCUUCCAAAGAAGUUCACUGUUGGCCCAGUUUUCUCCCAAGAGGCAGACUAUGGGUCAGAGAAAGGAAUGUUGCGUCGUGCACCAACGACAACUACUGCUCACCCGUUAGAAGAAUCUGAGCGAAUGUUUGAUAAGCAUCAGGAAGAACAAAAGAUGCGUAGUGCCCGAAGUCAGUUUGGUAUUGGUUUUGUAGCACACAUGCAGCAUGAGAGAGCAGCCGCCAGCUGCCCCACUAUUGGUCACUUGGGUUUUCUGCCACGUUCCAAUGCCCAUAGCCAAGCUUUGACAGGGCGUGACCUCCUUUGUGAUUUCAAUGAUACAUUAGGCCUAGAACCAGAGAUAACUACCACUCCCCACAGUGUGAUGGAGAAGCUUCAGUUGAAAUCCAAUUUCAGAGUAUAGGAAUAUCCAGUACUAAAUUGAAAGGUUGCCCUUUAUUCCUGUUUAGUUUAUUUCCGCAUUUAUCACAUACCAUUAUUGGAAGUGAAGUGAAGUUAAUUUAGUUUCUAUUUGUCUAAUUAUAUUAUUUCUAAAAUUAAACAUUGUGGAAUUAUGGAACUUUGAUAGCAGUCAUACAAAUAAAAAGUUAACCAA